AUGUUCCGUUCAACUCCAUUCGCAGGCAAAGUUCUCACCCGACCAAGUGCUCUACUACGCUUUAAACGCUCAGUGAAAACCUCCACCAUUGAUUGGAAACCGGUGAAGUCGGUUCCUGGGAACUUGAGGACAAUCACUCAUCAGAAGAAGACACCGAUCAUUAGAAGAGUUCUACUUGGACUUAUGUACGCCAUGCCAAUUGUUUCGUUUGGAUUGGGAUGCUGGCAAGUUCAUAGGCUUAAUUGGAAGAAUGAUUUAAUUGCAAGGUGUGAAAAUAAUUUAGCUGCCCCAGUAAUUGAAGAACUACCGCCCACUCUUGAGCCUAAUGUUAUUCAUGAAUUUGAGUACAGACGGUUUAAAUGUAAGGGUGAGUUUGACUACGAUCAGGAGAUGUUUUUAGGGCCUAGAAUCAAGGAUGGUGUAUUGGGAUAUCUUGUCGUGACCCCAUUUAUUAGAUCUAAUGGAGGUAAACCAAUAUUGAUUGAACGUGGAUGGAUUCAUAAAGAUAAAGUGAUACCAUCUACCAGGUCGUCUGGUUAUUUGUCACAUUUGGCAAUGCCACAAGGAGAAAUUGAAAUUGAGGCCUUGUUUAGAUGCAUGCCAAAAAAAUCUAAACUUCAAUUUGAUCAUGAACCAGGUACCAAGUUAUUCAAUGUGAUUGAUGUUCCUGCAAUGGCUGAACAGAGUGGGUCUUUGCCAAUUUACUGUCAAAUGAUUUAUGAUUUAAGUGACCAUUUGGAUUACAAAGCACGAGAGACUUUGGAAGCCCAAGGUGCCGAUCCUUCAAUUUUCGGUAGAUUAUUCUUCACCAAGACGAAAGAGGACCCCAAGGAGAAAUCUUUCUACAUCCAAGACGAAUCUGAUGAUUCAAUGUUUUAUCAAGAAUUUGAAUUCAUAAAGCAAGGGGUUCCAAUUGCUGCAAAACCAACAAUUAAGUUCUCCAACAAUCACUUGCAGUACUUGAUUACCUGGUUCGGAGUUUCUAUCGCUAGUGCUGGGUUAUUGCUUUACUCUACUUGGAAGAGAAAACAGUUCCUGAGUACAGAGAGAAUCAUUGAUGCCAAGAGAAGGGAUAUGAAAAAAUUGUUGUAG
Molecule: messenger RNA, 1092 nt
Organism: Lodderomyces orthopsilosis Co 90-125
Lineage: Eukaryota; Fungi; Ascomycota; Pichiomycetes; Serinales; Debaryomycetaceae
Gene: SHY1
Product: Shy1p
Exons: 1
Coding region: 1-1092 (363 amino acids)
Biological process (GO): mitochondrial respiratory chain complex IV assembly
Cellular component (GO): membrane; mitochondrion
Source: RefSeq, a predicted model, not a curated record